CGGUGGCGCAGAGCCGGUGGACGCGGCGGUAGCGACAGCGACGGGCGUUGCGAGCACUCCGAGUUGGCUGCUUGUCUGUGAGACGCGCUCCUUCGGCCGUGCUCCGGCGCUGGCUGAUUGUUGGGCGGCCGGCGCCAUGUCUGUGAGCGAGAUCUUCGUGGAGCUGCAGGGCUUUCUGGCUGCCGAGCAGGACAUCCGAGAGGAAAUCCGAAAAGUUGUACAGAGUUUAGAACAAACUGCUCGAGAGAUUUUGACCCUGCUUCAAGGGGUCCAUCAGGGCACUGGGUUUCAGGACAUUCCAAAGCGGUGCUUGAAAGCUCGAGAACAUUUUGGUACGGUGAAGACACACCUCACAUCUCUGAAGACCAAGUUCCCUGCGGAACAGUAUUACAGGUUUCAUGAGCACUGGCGGUUUGUGCUCCAGCGCCUUGUCUUCCUGGCGGCCUUCGUAGUGUAUUUGGAAACAGAGACCCUGGUGACUCGAGAGGCGGUUACAGAGAUUCUUGGCAUUGAACCAGAUCGGGAAAAAGGAUUUCAUCUGGAUGUGGAAGAUUAUCUCUCAGGAGUUUUAAUUCUUGCUAGUGAGCUGUCGAGGCUGUCUGUCAACAGUGUGACUGCCGGAGACUACGCUCGGCCCCUUCACAUCUCUACUUUCAUCAAUGAGCUGGAUUCAGGGUUCCGCCUCCUCAAUCUGAAGAACGACUCCCUGAGGAAGCGCUACGACGGCUUGAAGUACGAUGUGAAGAAAGUAGAGGAGGUGGUCUAUGAUCUUUCCAUCCGAGGCUUCAAUAAGGAGACAGCAGCGGCUUGUGGUGAAAAAUAGGAGCCUCUCCCUGCGGUUGGCCUUGACGACUAGGCAUUUGCCAGGGAGGCCUAGCACAGUGCCUCUCCUUUAGUUAGCACACCAGUUGCUAAACACUGCGCUUUAUUUUCGUAACCAGCUGUGUGGUGUGAGUAUCAGAAUUGAGAUACUUUUUGGAUCUAAAAAAAACCCUUUCCACUGAUAGGAUUUUCUUUGUUGAAGUUUCAGUGAACUUGCUGUGUAAUUUGUUGUAUUAUCAUUUUGUCAAAAAUGUAAGUGUUGGUCUCUUGGUAAAAGUCCUUUUCUUGCUUACCUGACUGUUGAUGUACCGAUUGACAAGUUUGCUGUCUUGUUCGUGAUUCUUCCAGAAGUGACCCAUGAUGUUUUCUAGGUCCAAGUUAGUCCUCCAUUUCUAGUCCUAGCCUGAAUACAGUGUGAGAAUGGUUGACAAGCGAGGGAACUUUAUUUUCCUCUUCUUAUUUUAAGCCUUGUAAAUUAGUUUUUUUUAUUGGUCAAGGAAAUUGGAGGCCCUAAUUCUUUCACUGCCAUCAAAAUACAGCAGAUGAAACUGUACAGUCCAACUCAGCAAGGCCACUUUAGAAAGAUCUUCUGUUAAGUGAUGUCUUUGUUUGGUUAGAGCUCCUUGUUUUCUGAGGUCACCUUAUGUCCUGCCUGCCAUAGUGGUUAGAGUCGCCACACCUGUCUUGAGCUAACACCCAUGUGCUGUAUUUGUAAACCAUGAGACGUUUUCCCAGCAGCCAGCUAGCCUGGUCUGGGGGUAGAAAGCCAUCAUGCAUUCAUUCACUAGCUGUACCCUAGGAGUAUGUUCUUACAGAAAACAGUGCUGUUUGGUGUGGAAGAAAGUAAAACUUGGCUUGAAAAAAAUCCAUGUGAUUGGUAGUAUUUUUUUGGAAUAAGAAAUUUCAGGUUUUGAUGCUAUCAUUAGGUUUUUUUUUUAAAGAUUUUAUUUAUUAUGUAUACACCACUUCAUGUAUGCCUGCAGGCCAGAAGAGGCCACCAGAUCUUAUUACAGAUGGUUGUGAGCCACCAUGUGGUUGCUGGGAAUUGAACUCAGGACAUCCGGAAGAGCAGCUAGUGCUCUUAACCUCUGAGCCAUCUCUCCAGCCCCUAUCAUUAGGUUUUAAAUGUACGGUUCAGGGUAGUCAUGUAACCUUUGUGGGCUCCUCUAACCCUUCUCCUUUUCAGAUAGUAUAAGAGGAAUGCAUAUAUGGCCAUUCUUGGGGCAGGACUGAAGUUUUAAAGUCACGGCUGGUGAUGUCGCUCAGUGGUAGAGCAUUUGCCUGGCAGGUGUGAGGCACCGGGCCUAUCCCUGGAACUAAAAAAACAAAACAAAACAACCCUCCUCUCCCAUCCAACAAAAAUACACCAGGUUUUGUUUUUGUUUUUGUUUUUUCUUUGCAUCCUCUGAGAGGAAGCUGCUGGUGUCUCCAGUGUAAUAGGGAGUUUUUAGGAAUAUCACCCUUUCUUGCUUGAUGUUAGUUUGGGCUUCAUGCUUGUGCAAUGGGAUAGUCGACACUGGCUUUUGCCAGGCUGUGGCUAAAGACUGACUGGAAAGUGGGGCUUGAAGGUGCAGGCCUGUACUCCCAGGUACACAGGGGGCUAAGGCAGGAAGAUGGCAAAUUCAUGGCCUUAAGGCUUGCCUGACUAAUUGAGUGAGACCUUGUGAUAAAAAAUGACCAAAAAGGCCAAAGGAGUGUUUCAGUGACAGUGUUUUCCUAGCACAUUUGAAGCCCCUCUUCAGUGGGGUGGAGUGAUUUCCCAUUAGAGGGAAGAGGGGGAUGAGAAGUGGUUGCUGUGUAUUGUUGGACAUGUAGACCAGCUUUCUCCAUGGUUCUUUUUGCAGAGUUAGACUGAGUCAUUAGGCUAUUGUUUGUUAGUUUGUCUUUUGAGACAGGGUUUUGCUAAUAGUCCAGGCUGGCCUGGGGCUUGCACCUCUGUUUCCACUCCUGAGUACAGGUUUAGGCUCUUGAAAGUGUUUGGGAAGGUUGUUUCAAAUGCUCAGUGGUAGCACAGGCUGGACUGAAUAGAAGGCUUUUCAGCUGCGUUCAGGUAGUGACAGGAGGUUCCACAGGUUCUGACUUUGUUGGUUAAGUGUGAGUUCUGCUGGACACAUUAAAGCUCUUGCCAAACAUUUCAGAUUGUCCUAUUUAGAGACAGGGCGUGCUGUCCCACCUGUAGUGUUGUCUAGACGGGUCUCAACCUCCUGGACUUAAGCCCUCCUCCUGCCUCAGCCUGCCAAGCAGCUGGGAUUCUAGGCCAGUGCCACUGUACUUACUAACUCUUGAACUCAACAAAUGCAAUGAAAUUGCACUUAAAGUGAAAGAGUACCUUCUGGAGUUGCAAUUCCAUUUGAGAGUUUAGUUCUGGUGAUGUAAUUCCAUUUGAGAGUUUAGAAGUGUCAUGUUGAAAAUUAGUUGUGUUCCUUGCUGGCUUGUAAAGCAAUAAAACUGUUUUUGGUCUCUUUGUAA
This is a messenger RNA of Mesocricetus auratus (golden hamster), 3291 nucleotides long. It is a transcript of the gene Tsn, whose product is annotated as translin. The record is from RefSeq and is a predicted model, not a curated record. NCBI's taxonomy places the organism in Eukaryota, Metazoa, Chordata, Mammalia, Rodentia, Cricetidae. Gene Ontology annotation, biological process: RNA metabolic process. Bases 137 to 823 code for a protein of 228 amino acids. Gene Ontology annotation, molecular function: sequence-specific DNA binding; single-stranded DNA binding; RNA binding. The transcript is spliced from 6 exons. Gene Ontology annotation, cellular component: nucleus; cytoplasm.